Molecule: messenger RNA, 2154 nt
Organism: Symbiodinium necroappetens
Lineage: Eukaryota; Dinophyceae; Suessiales; Symbiodiniaceae
Source: the annotation of a GenBank genome assembly
AUGAGAAGUACCUCACGCAGCGACUCGCAAGUACUCGUUGCAGCUUCACCUGUGGCUGCUCUGGCUGGCAGUGCAGGCACGCGCUCGAUGGCGCAAGAAGCCGGAAUGAUUCCAGGCCUCCGCGAGCCUGCCAAAAGGAAAGGCCUGCGAGCACGCGAGCUGGACUUCCAUUCCUCUUCAGGCACAGUGCCGCUUCCGCAGUACAAGCCAAUGUUUGAUGUGCAUUUGCAGCACCUGUGGGUCAACCCUCGGAUCAGGCAGACUAUGCAGAGUGCUGGCUUCCUCGAUGACGAUGGUAAGCCAGUCGAUGUUGAUGCUCACAGACGGAAGUUGUUUGUCAUCGAGCAGGAAUUGGCGCAGGCCGACAUGGUGGAGCGAUACCGUGCCAGGGACAAGGAGAGAAAGCGCGAAGAGAUGAUCAUUUUGGCAAAGCGUCAAGAAGUUCAUCAGCAGCGCAUUGAUGCUGCCGGGUGCCAGGACAGGCGUGCCACUGGUUGCAACUUGAGCCUUGCCAGGCAUGGCGAGAUCAGCAUCACCCCUGCAGCUGAGUGGGCAUGUUCCGAUGAGGCAACCGGACUGUUCGAUGUCGUGUCGAUUGCAGUCAAACAGCUUAUGGCAAUCGUGCCUACCAUCAUCCUAGCACUGCGACAGGUCGGGGAUCGCGAAUCGGCCAUGCGCACGGCCGAGGAGACUCGACUCUGGCAGCAGAUCGACAAAUCGGGGGUGGACUUUCGCCGCGGGGGCUUCGUGACCCACACGUCCCCAAAGCUGGAGAACACAGUUCCAAGAAGGUAUAGCACUGGUGUCGUCCCCUCAGCCUUUGCCACGGACACAUUCCGUGAGUCACAGGACUGGUUUCGCCACGAGAGUGCGGCUCCUCGACCAAGGACGCCGAAUGCCACGCCCCGCAAUGCAUCGCCUCGGGGCGAAAGAGGCCUCUUUGGAAGCCGCUCGCCACGGUCUCUGUCGCCCCGCUCCCCCCUUCGAAGGAGCAUGUCAGCGCGGGCAACAUUCCGGGACAAGCCGGCUAAUCUCUUCGACCGUGCUGACGAGUCCUUCUGGCUCAGCCCUCGCACACCGAGGAAUCUGAGCAAGGUGAAGUCGGAGAUAGAACUAACUGCGCCUCGUGGCAGCUUCAGCCGCGGCAGGCUGGAGGGCUCGAGAACUGAGUCCGAAUGUUUGCCAGACCGGAUGAGCGCACGACAGCUCAGUGCUCGCCCAGACAGCGCACGACCACUCAGUGCCCGCGUGGAUGCGAGCCCUCGACAGCGCGCUGUUAGCCCGCGAGACACGCUGGGACAGGAUCGAGACUGUCGAAGUCCGAGCGCAGCAUCAAGGGUGCUCAGUCCGAACUGGAACAUGUCCGAGGACUGGAUGGCGUACUCGCGCCCACGUGAUCCCAGCCCAGUUGCGGUCAAAGCUGACCGCACGAUGCCGUCGUCGAACUUCAGUUCUGCAGUGCGGCGAAUGCACAGUGGCAAGAUCACAAGAAACUCGGAGAAUUGGUUGAGGAUGAACGGCGAGGAUGCCAAGCCGACCUUUGCAGCAAUUGCAAACAGCGAGAAUUUCCAACUUUCUCGCGGAAAGAGAACAGGCUUGAACAAGGACCCUGAGAUCGCCAAGAAGUUGAUGCGCUUCGAAGCACACAGGGUGCCAGAGCCACCCCCGAACAACCGUCGACACCAGUUCUCGGAGAAUCCUCAGGCAGCGAAGCAUGUGGAGGAGUUGCGCGCUCUCAGCCCGCGCAGACUGGCCGAUGCCGCCUUGGCCGACACCCUGAGCCCAGCAGGAAAGGCAUCCGCGACAGUGUCCGUUCAGCAUCGAACCAGUGGCGAGAUGGCGGCAGCCGUGCAGCCGGAGCUGUCGCCACGGCGAGGGGGUGCAGAGAAAUACUUGGUGGGCGAUGAGUUGGUGGACAUCGAGAACCGCGGCUUGCGCAAGAGCCAUGUCGUCAAGAAGGCGCGAAGUCGACAUCAUUGCAAUUCCGACGAGGUGCGAGAGCACAUCCAGCAGGAUCCCGCGAGCUCGGCUAUCCCGAGCUCACGCUCCGAGCGGGAGCGAAGGGUACACGUCUUCGGAGACUUCUCUGUCGUCCCAGCCACGAUGCCGAAGGACACAGCGUACAUACACUCCGGCUUACGCGUCGUGAGGCCC